AUUGAACAUUCUCCUCACUCUCAACACACCUAUUCCUUCACACCCACCCAAUUGCGUAAGAAAAGUCUUCGCAAAAAGGAAAAUGGGCGACCGCGAAGAGGACCCGCGUCCCAGCAAACGUGCGCGUCUCGACUCCCCAUCCUCUACUCCCAAUGCCGUGCCUACUGCAUCCACUCCUACCACCUCGUCUCUGCAAUCAGCAACAGCAACACCAGCAGCGCAGACGACAGACCAGGAUCGCGAGCUCCGCGCCGGAAUAACCGAGUAUGUGUCUCCGGGCCUUGGCUUCUCGGGCGUGCUGAAGCAGCGGUACACCGAUUUCUUGGUUAAUGAGAUCGGGCUUGAUGGGCGCGUCGUGCAUUUGACUAGCACUGGCGUGAAAAGGCCUAGUCGGGAGCCGAAGAAGAAGAGUGGGGGCGAGCAAGGGGAAGCUGAGGAGACCAAAGGUGGUGAUGUGGAUAUGAAGGACAUUGGUUAUGGUCCCGAGAAAAAGGAAGCAGACGCUGUCGAAGAGAAGCGUGCUACAGAUGGAACUGGCGAGAGCGACGCAAAAGCGAAUGGCGAGGACGAAGCCAGCACCAACGUUUCAGAGGAAGACCUCGCGGCUCUCCAUGCGAUUUUCGGAGAGGACACGACGACCGAGGUUAUCAAGUUGGUCGCGCAGGUCCGCAAGCACCCCGCGCGCAAGGCGAAGGAGUUCAAGGCUGUGCUGGCGGCGCCGAUUGCGGAUAAAGAGUUGCGGACGCAGGCACAUCAGACACUGCGACGAGUGUUUCCGAACAUGCUUGAGAGCGGCAUGGAGCCGGAUCAGUCGAUUAGGAUCAAGGCGAGGCCGCCUGCGGAGAGAGGCAAUAAGAAUAAGAGGGGUGGGGAUAGGGAUAGAGAUACUGAGCGGAUGAGAGGGUCUCUGGCGUGGGAAGAGCGUGGGGGAGAGUUCUUGCACUUUACGUUGUACAAGGAGAACAAGGAUACCAUGGAGAUCGUGGGUUUCCUCGGAAGCAUCACUGGCGGCGGGUCGAAGAGCUAUUCUUUCGCGGGUACAAAGGACCGACGAGCCUGUACGGUUCAGCGUGUCUGCGUUAAGAGGCAAAGUGCUGAGAGAAUGGCCGGUGUGAGCAAGAAGCUUUUCAAUGCCGCACUCGGAGACUACGAGUAUAAGAAGCAUGAUCUUCGAUUGGGAGAUUUGAUGGGCAACGAGUUUACCAUCACUCUCAGGGACUGCCACUUCGAAAAGGAGGAAGGGUUGGAUGCUGCACAGCGCUUCCAAUCAGCGAACGAGAUUGUGUCCCAGGCCGUUGAGGGCUUUUCAAAAGACGGGUUUAUCAAUUACUAUGGACUGCAGCGUUUUGGAUCUUUCGCUGCUAGCACUGAUGCCAUCGGGAUCAAGCUUCUGCAAGAGAACUUCAAGGGCGCCGUGGAUGAUCUAUUAGCCUACAGCGAGGUUGCGCUCGCUGCUGCCGAGAACGAUGAGGAGGACCCAGCGAUCCUCGUAUCUAAAGACGAUCGCGCGCGCGCCAAAGGCCUCCAUGCCUGGAAAACCAAGCAGGACGGCAACGAAGCGCUUCGUCUACUCCCCAAGAAACUCGCUGCUGAACGCAACAUCAUACAGCAUCUGAGCUCCAGGAACAGCCGGACCAGAGCCUAUGAUCGGUUGAACGACUACAGGGGAGCGUUGAUGACCAUUCCAAGGAACUUGCGGUUGAUGUACGUGCACGCUUACCAAAGUCUCGUGUGGAACGUUGUCGCCGGCAAGCGAUGGACAACCUACGGUUCCAAGGUCGUCGAAGGAGACCUCGUCCUCGUAGACGAACAUAAGGACAAGGACGGUUCAGGCGACGACGCAGCUCCCGACACGGUUGACCAGGAUGGCGAGAUGAUUAUCAACCCCGCUGGGGAAGACAGCGCCGUGAACGACGAAGAUCAAUUCGAACGAGCGCGUCCUCUUACUAAAAAGGAAGCAGAGAGCGGCCAGUAUAACAUUUGGGAUGUCGUCCUUCCGCAACCAGGGUUUGAUGUCGAGUACCCACGAAAUGCUAUUGGCGAGUUCUACAAGGAGUUUAUGGGCAGCGACCGUGGUGGUCACCUUGAUCCGUACAAGAUGCGCCGCAGUUGGAGAGAAAUCAGUCUCAGCGGUGGAUACCGAAAGUUCCUGGCCAAGCCGAUCCAGCCCAUUUCCUUCACCCUGCAUGAAUAUGUCAAGGAGGACGAACAGUUCGUUGAGACGGAUCUCGAGAAGCUUAGGAAGCAAAGCAAAAAGCCAGCUGAUGAGCCGGCUGGGGACAAGAAGGAAAUUCCUGCUGUAGAAAGCAAUGAGGACAUCCAGGGACAGAAAAAGAUUGCAGUUGUCCUGAGCUUGCAACUGGCUUCCAGCCAGUAUGCGACAGUGGCGCUGCGAGAGCUCAUGAAGGCUGGAGGUGUGAAAGCGUACCAGCCUCAAUUCAUGGGUGGACGAUAGACGAAACGAAAAGUAUAUCAUUUAGACAUGAAUCAUAAAUACAUCAUUCAUCAUCCC
Aaosphaeria arxii CBS 175.79 is the source of this 2512-nucleotide messenger RNA. RefSeq names its product tRNA pseudouridine synthase D. Gene Ontology annotation, biological process: pseudouridine synthesis. Gene Ontology annotation, cellular component: nucleus. The transcript has a single exon. Gene Ontology annotation, molecular function: pseudouridine synthase activity; RNA binding. The coding region runs from base 83 to 2455 and encodes 790 amino acids. The record is from RefSeq and is a predicted model, not a curated record. Lineage: Eukaryota; Fungi; Ascomycota; Dothideomycetes; Pleosporales.